This is a messenger RNA of Mercenaria mercenaria, 5471 nucleotides long. RefSeq lists its product as uncharacterized. Gene Ontology annotation, cellular component: CD95 death-inducing signaling complex; cytoplasm. The record is from RefSeq and is a predicted model, not a curated record. The transcript is spliced from 8 exons. NCBI's taxonomy places the organism in Eukaryota, Metazoa, Mollusca, Bivalvia, Venerida, Veneridae. Gene Ontology annotation, molecular function: death receptor binding; caspase binding. Gene Ontology annotation, biological process: positive regulation of extrinsic apoptotic signaling pathway; TRAIL-activated apoptotic signaling pathway. The coding region runs from base 454 to 1881 and encodes 475 amino acids.
GUUGUCAUUUUACGAGAUUGUCGUUCAAGCCAUGGAUUUCAACCGCGAUUUCAACCGCGGUGUCAGACCAACAGAAAUGGCAGAUCUGUUUGUAUGGGACUUUGCUGGCCAGCUUGCGUUUUACAGCACCCACCAAGUAUUCUUGUCAAGAAGAGCUAUUUAUCUUCUAGUCAUCAACUUAUCCAAGAGCAUAGAUGACGAAGUAUCGGACAGAUGCUUUGCGGACUCUAGGGGAUCUAGACAUUGUCCUGUUAUAGACUAUGUAGAGUUUUGGUUGAACUCUAUUCAUGAAUAUUGCAGAGGAACAACUCAGAGAGGACUCCUGUUAUCCUAGUUGGAACGUUUGCUGAUAAGUUAGAUCAGGCAAGAAAACAAGAACUCGCUAAGUCCUACUUUAAACAGUUGAAACGUAAGCUGGUGAAAUGUGAGACAUUUGAAUAUCUGGCAGAAGAGAUGAUCAUCAUUGACAACAGUAUCGUGGAUCCAAACAUGGAAACGUUAAAAACGACCAUUUGGAGGCUUGCGUCCGGACAAAACUACUGGGGAGAGCUUAUACCAGCUAACUAUAUCACCUUAGAGAAGACUUUGAUGAAACUAAGGAAUGAAGGACUCAAAGUUCUCGUAAAGACCGAUUUGAGAGAAAUCAACAAAGCAAUGCCUGUCCCAAUUGCCUCAGAAGAAGGUCUUGACGUGUUUCUCAAUUUUCGUCACGAAACCGGUUAUCUUCUCUAUUUUAAUGACGCUACUUUGAAGGAUUAUGUGCUGCUGCAGCCACAAUGGUUAAUAGAUGCUUUCAAGUGUCUUAUUACUGCUGAUCAAUUCUGCAAAGAAAGAGAAAUGUAUACAAAAUGGAUGGAAUUUGAUGAAAAGGGAAUUCUUACCAGAGAACUAAUCGAUAUGGCCUGGAAGGAAACUGCUGACAAGCACAAAGUAGUUCUGCUUUUAUUUAUGGAAAGGUUAGGGCUUAUUGCGAAACCUUUCGGGAGUACAGAAAGCGGUUCCUUACAAACGAAAAUGGAUCAUUACUUUGCCCCCUGUGUUCUCAAGCAAGAGCCACCUUUAGAUAUCCUUGAAACACAGGACACCAGUGAUAGCACUUCGACGACCAAGUUAUGUUUUUCAACAACUUCAAGAUUUGUCCCAUCCGCUAUGUUCAACAGACUUCUGGCAGCUUGUUUGGCUAAGUGGCAGCUGUUCGAGCAAGAUGAAAAGCCUACGAUAUUUUGUGGAUGUGGGGUAUUCAAAAUAGAUGAGACGCACCUUCUGUAUGUCCACUUCUUUGAUAAUAUGAUUCAUAUCUGGAUCACACGAGUUAGUGGAAAGAAUGCAUAUCCUGGACGAAAAAAUUGUGAGGAAGUUAAGAAUUUUAUUAUCUCAUUUCUGCAAAAAAGGAUGACCAGCACAAUUGAUGUGUAUAUCAAAUGUCCACAGGAGCAAGCUCUUUCAAAUAAAGCAUUGUUCGAAAGUGAGGAGUUGCUCAAGAAAUCAGAAGUGUUAUGUUCCUUCCAUGGUGGACGCCAUUCCAUAAAAACAAGAGAUCUGACGAAGUAUUGGUAUGGGAAUGAACAGGUGUAUGGAAAGGAUGCUGACGGAAGUAUUGAAAUAAAUUCACUUGAUCGACUUCCAACAGACAUAGAAAUAAAUCGUAUCGCUCAAAAGAUUGGAAAGGACUACCAAUCCUUGGGUCGAGAACUUGGUCUAACACAGCCUGAAAUAGAACGCCUAGAGAUGGAUCAUGGAACUUCGCUGAACAGGAUACAUGGUAUGCUUCAUCAGUGGCGUUCAAAAGCUCUUGAUGAAGCAACUUUUCGCCAGCUUAAACAAGCAAUGCAUGCAAUAGGGAUGGAAGACAUUUUUUGCGUUUGUGGUGAUACUCCCUGAUAAGUUUAUAGGUCGUUACGGAGGUCUGUUUACAUAUUCAAAUGACCUGGUUGAAGUGCCUAAAAGGCAGUCGGAAAAUCUGAUUGGUACAAUUAGUCAGACACUUUAGAUUUACAGUUAUGUAGGUUUUUUUAAUGUUGUACAGGAACGUCAGCUUUGACACAAGAUAUGUUUUGAGAAUGUUUUGAUCACAGUGUUAAACAUAUCACUGUAAACGACCGAUGGAAUACUCCGAAAACUGUUGUAUCAUGAGACAGGAGUCUUUGUUAUACAAAACGAAAAUACAUGUAAAAUUUGCGGAUUUUAAUUUCAAUUUUCAUACAUUAAGACUAAAUAUUUUUAGAUGAUAAGGAAUGAUUUAAAUAUCUUUAUAAGUGUUUAAAAAUUGAUGUUUCAAACGGAAUGACUGACAAACUUGUUUUGGUAAUUAUGGUAAGAUUUUGUCACUUAUUCUAACACGAUCCGCAGCAAUUGCUAUAUAAACAUAUAGCGAAAUCGCCUAUACAUGAAUCUACGAUAAAAUAUGGUUGGCUAUUACAUUUCACCCCCCAUAUGAUUGUAACAUAAGAGAUUCUACUUCAGUUCCAUUACAUACGAAUUAUUUCAGGGUCAAACGAUUGAAAACAGCAUUUCAAAAACAAAUAUAAUAAAAAGUCAUACUGACUUAUGUGUAGGUCCGUAAAACACGUUCUGAUCUCUACGAGCGAAUUCAAUUAGCUUAAUUAUGAUUCAGCGGUGACGUCAUAAAUGUAUGACAUAAAGUAUGACGUCACAAUGAUGUGACGUCAUAUAAAAGUUAAGCUCGUCACUCGUAACACAGGGUCAACUCGCCUAAUUUGAUGAUUCUGUUCAUAAAUAGUUUGCGAGCUGUUAGAUUACUAAUUUAUGAACACUUCUCAAAAUUCUGAUAAAAAAGAAACAAAUAUCUAUACGUUCCAUUGGCUAUACAACACUUUCUAACCAUAGGGGGUAAAUUGUAACAGCAUAUGACCCGAAUGACGUAUUACGCUGAAAAUGUAGUACUGUAAAAUGCGAAUUAUUUGCGUUGUUAGAAUCGAAAUAAUAAAUAUGUUCCAAUAAUUUUAUCAAUUAAUAAAACAUGGGCAGUCGUUUGGAUGCGAAUAAUUAAAUCACUCGUGCUACGCACUCGUGAUUUAAUUACUACGCAUCCAAACUCCUGCCCAUAUUUUAUUAACUGAUAAAAUAUAGGAACAGAUUUAUUAUUUCUAAAUUAAAUUACCAAAGGUUAAGAAAAAGUCUUCCCUAUGUAUUGACUGACUUCUGCAGGAUAAUGUUGUGUUUCAUGAAAUUAAGGUCUCAUUAAUAUGAAACAUAUAUGUACAUUUUUGGUCAAGAUGUUAAAGUGAGAGCUACAAUUUUAUGGUAUGCUCUUAUUAAAGAUAUAGUGUGUAGUCACUCUGGUUGUAUUUUGGGAUGCUCUGAACUUCCGGGAAAACUACUCCAAGUCUUUCAUCCACAUAUUGGGCUAUACGGACAAACAUCAAGUGCCAUCAGCUUUCAGCAGCCAUUUGUCUAAAGCAAAAACCUUCAAGCAACCGCCAUCAAGAGACCAUUUUGGCAUAUUCCUUGAGUGGCUUCUUAUGAAAGGUUUAUCAUUUUGUAUUGUAAAUUGAAGGACUCUAUCACUGAAUAGAACAUCCUAUAAAAUGUAGCUCUAACUUGUACAUGUCGAACAUAAUUUUAUGCUUAUGUUUCAUAUCAAUGAGUUCUGAAGUGUUAUAUUAAGAUAUAUGUUAUGUUUAAAUGAUUUAGAAAUUACAGUUAAGAUGGGAUAACCCUUACAAAAGUUUACCGAUAUAGGUUAAAGGAAUAUCUGUAAACAAAAAAAAAUAUGCAAACAUCCUUCAUUUUUUCUGUGGCAUUUAUUUUCUUAAUCAUAAGAGUAGAUGAAACAAUUUUAUUUAUCAUUGUAUACUUAAAGUUAAGUAUAAAUGGAGAUAGUUCUACUUUAAGCGAGUUCAGUAGAGCUUGCUAUAUGCCUCUAUUUAAUUCAAAUAACAUGAGCGGUUUGUAAAACAAACUUACGAUAUACCGUCAAUUCAAGAAGUUAACCAGAAAUCAUAAUCAGUGAUUCACAGCUUUCUUCAAAUAAAAUUUAAAAGUCAACCCGAAGUAUUAUUCAGUGUUUCACAAUUAUCAUCAAGUAUACUAAAACAGUUGAGUCAUAGUCAUAUUUAUUUUCACAGUGAUCAUAAACAACAAUUUAAAAAGUUAAGCUGAGGCUAAAUGCAAUGUUCCGCACAGCUGAAAAAGAAAGUUCAAAUAAAAAGUUUACCCGAGGUCAUGUUCUAUGUUUCAUAUUAACCAACAAGUACAAUUAAAGAAGUAAACCCGAGGUCAAAUUCGUUAUUUCACAGAAAUCAUCAAGUACAGUUAAUGAUGUAUAUUUAUCACUCAAUACAGUUUAAGGAAAACGAACAGUUUACUUGACACCUUGUAAUUAAGUGUGUAUUGAAUCCCACUUAUCUGGUUCUUAGAGCUACCUCUGUAACACCGGCUCCUCUCUGUGCCACAAAUGCACAAAGACGAAAAUUCGUCACCAGAUCACAUAGAUAGGUCACAAAGUAAUAAGAUUUUUUCAACAAACUUGAAAUCUUUAAUUCAUUUAAAUAAGAGUGAAUAUAUAUAUAUGUAUAUUUUAUAAUAUGGAUACAUAGGAAAAAUAUUUACUGUGUCAUUAUUCUUCAUCAUGUUUAGUUGCUUUAUAUUUCUAUCAUAUGCAUGCUGUUACAAUUAAGACUUGGUUUGGUAAUGGUACUUUUGUUUGUUUUGUUUUUUUAUCAUGUAUAGAUAAAUUUUCUAUACUAUAUACUUUUAUGUACUGCUUGUUAAAGUAGUCCUGCACGUUCGGGUCAAAAUAUGUUCUACAAUGUAGAAUUUGCUUAAACCCUGUUUUUUCAAAACUUUAGAAUAUACUUUGAAAACGCGGCAUCUAAAAAAAGAUAGGUUCGUAUUCUUUAAGUUCUGCUAAUCUGAUUUUAAACAUUUGAACCUCACAAUGUUAAUAUAAUUCGCAUCUAUAGAAAAAUCACAAUUGUUAUAAGAUUUUUGCGAAUGCAAAUUUUGCUACUAUGUAGAUUUUGAUGAAACGUCUCGCAGUCGUAAAUAGAAAUAUUGCAUAUGCUAUAGUGAAAUACAAUGUAUAGGGUUUUGAGAUAUUUGCCCAUUAUUUAAGAGAUCCACACAUUAUACGUUGAUUUAAAGAGUUUUAUUAAAUUCACACAUGAGUUGUCAUUAAUUCAUGAAACGAUUUUCAUUCAUGGCUUUAUUUAAGAAAUAAUUUAUAGCAAAAGAGUGUUUUAAAACUAUUUAUGCACGAUAGGCGGUUAUACGACGGGCGUAAUAAUUUCACGAGGGUGCAGCCCGAAUGAAAUUAUUUGUACGACGUAUUACCGCCCGAGUGUAUAAAUAGUGUUAAAUACGGUUUUGGUAUAAAUUACUUCGAUUCGAAUAUUCCCUUAAUCUAAAACAGUAGAUAAAAUAUAGUAGCGUUCUUUCUUUGUCGCAAUAAAACAUUGACUCACCGCACGUUAACGUGACGUCAUUCUAGCGUAAGAGUGUUUUAACAG